Molecule: messenger RNA, 2061 nt
Organism: Talaromyces stipitatus ATCC 10500
Lineage: Eukaryota; Fungi; Ascomycota; Eurotiomycetes; Eurotiales; Trichocomaceae
Exons: 2
Coding region: 1-2061 (686 amino acids)
Biological process (GO): positive regulation of transcription from RNA polymerase II promoter by galactose; DNA-templated transcription
Cellular component (GO): nucleus
Molecular function (GO): RNA polymerase II cis-regulatory region sequence-specific DNA binding; DNA-binding transcription factor activity, RNA polymerase II-specific; zinc ion binding
Source: RefSeq, a predicted model, not a curated record
AUGAGCCAGUCUGAUAAGGAGAAGAUCGCAUCUCUGCCUCAUGCACAGAGAGAGAUUGAAUCCCUAAGACGCCAGGUCAAAGACCUACAGCGUGAGCUAUGGCAAUUGCGCCAGCGGGAAGAUAAGCAUAUUCCCUCCCCGCCGGCAAAUCUACCCACACCAGAGCUUUCUUUUUCCGAGAGUAGUCACUCUGAAAGCGACAAUGUUUCUCAAGGAACCAACUGGGGAGGCAUCUAUUUCAGGACUGCCCGCUCCCCCCACGAAACAUGGUAUGGUCCAUCGUCGCUCUUUUAUUUCAUGGGACGCAUGACGAAUUUCCUGAAUCUUACCCUCGAACAAACCCAGUCGAAAGAUCAAAUGGUGCCUGAAUCGGUUAGUAGGAGGCUUGAUGGGCCACUGGCCAGCAAUGACGAGAAAUUGGAACUUUAUCGCCAUGAUUCUCAAACAAGAAACGAAACUGAACAUGGCCAUUAUCUCACCCCGACCCAAGAGGAGUACUUUCUGGACUUGUACUGGAACUCUUACCAUACUUCUCUAUUCCCCAUCAUUGAUGAGAUCGAGUUCAAGCAGCACUAUCGGUCGUUAUGGACGACCUCAGGGAACGCGCGAAAGGAUUCGGCUCUCGUUGACAUUGUGAUUGCCCUCGGCAUGCAGUACGGCAUAUCAAUGACCCCUAAUAUGAAGUAUCAAUUUGCAGAUAAUAGUGACGCCACUAUUGCUGGUCGAUGGUAUUACCGACGAUGCCAGUCUUUGCUCGCCUACGAACUAGAAAGUCCCACUUUAGCGACCUUGCAAUGCCACAUAUUAUCGAUUAUAUACCUAUGCUCCGGCUCGUUUCAAAACAUGUCUGAUAGCACAUGUGCUGUUGCUGUGCGUACAGUUCACAUGCUUGGUCUUCAUCUAGACCCUCCACAAACUAUGCCGCGCAAGGAGCGAGAAAUACGAAAGCGCUUAUGGUGGGCCUUGCUCUGUGCGGACAGUAAGCUUGGUUUGAAGCUGGGCCGCCCAUUCCUCCUCCACCAGACAAAUACAACACCCAAGUUACCAGGGGACGACGUUGAAGCUGCGAUGUUGUCAGGUUCUAGUUUCGCCCCUCUUGGAGAUAAUGCCACCUGGCUUAGUUUCAAUCUACACCACACCACCCUGUUCCUAGUGGCUCGGGAGGCGCACACAGCAUUUUAUAGCAGAGAUUUGAACCUGCAGAAUGGCCAGACCGUAUGGGACGACUUCAAUACUCUGGAAAGCCAGGCUGAAUUCAUCUACCCGUUUGUCAAGAAACUCGAGAAUUGGACGAAUGGCGUACCAAGCACACUCGCGACGAAACGUAAAAGUGGCAGUCGGCCAUUUGCAACCGUUGAUGUAGAUCUCGAAAUUGAGCAAUUUGCGCCGCUUUGGCUCCAGAGGCAACGCGUUAUUCUUGAACUCAUGUACCACAAUCUGAGUGCCAAUCUCUGUCGCCCAUUCAUCUCGUUUGCACUCACUCCUCCGCUGACUGUCGUGGAAGAAAUGGCUUUCAAAUGUGCCAGCCAUGCCAUAGCUCUAACAAAGAUCACCUACCAGAUUCUGUCGUCGACAACUAUUCUGUCAGGUUGGCAUGAGGUAUUUCAAUGGCAAUGGAAUGUUGCCAUGACUCUUGUUGGCUUUGUACUCGCUUACCCACGCAUCUCAAUGACCGUCGCAGCCAGAGAUGCGAUCAAUUUGUCGGUCUCGGUUUUUGACAUCUUUGGAAACAGCUUUGCAGUGGCCAACAGUGCAGCUACCAUUGUGCGGAAUUUGAUCACAAAGAUCGAUUUUCUGGCCAAGCAUGCUUGGCGAAGGCAAUCUGUGUUGGAGAAUCACAAAGAGGAUACCAGCCAAGUAUCUGCUAUACCCUCUGAUAUUGUGACAUCGCAGCCAGAGCCAUACAUGGAUAACAACUCCCUCAUAUUUCAGUCACCGGACAACUCUCUGGAAUUUGGGGAUAUGAGUUUAGAGUCCAUGCAAGAUAUGUUUCACAUGGCUUUUGAUAUUGAUCAGUGGAGUGAUCUUAGUGGCAUAUGGUCGCAGGCAGGCGGAGUCUAG